This is a messenger RNA of Spodoptera exigua (beet armyworm), 1389 nucleotides long. The record is from the annotation of a GenBank genome assembly. Lineage: Eukaryota; Metazoa; Arthropoda; Insecta; Lepidoptera; Noctuidae.
AUGUGGAAAUCGUUAUUAAAGUCUCUCUCUGGUCUCCCAAAGAAUUGUAAGAGACAAUAUUGUUGGAAACCUGUGGAACCUAUGGACCCUGGCACACAAGUCGCCAUUUUUCAUAAUGGUGUAAAGGUUGCCACGGAGGAAGUGGAAUCACCUCUGGCGUGCGUAACGUUGUCAGUAGCUGCGGGUUCUAGGUAUGAGACAAGACGUACUAAUGGUCUGACGCACUUUAUUGAGCAUAUGGCAUUUAAGGGAUUGCUUACGAUGGGCAAAGAUAGGUUUGAAGAAGACGUUGCACAAAUGGGAGCAAAGAUGUCAGUGCAGACUACAAGGGAAAUGCAGGUAUUCUCAGUAGUGGUGCCGUCUGAGAUGUCGACUGCCGCUAUAGACAAAUUGUACAGGAUCAUCUGCGAAUUAGACCUAAACGAUCAUGAGGUAUGUCAGGAGAAGAAUCGGAUCUGUUUCGAGCUAAAUGAUAAUGAUACUAAUCCAAAACAGCUGGUGUUUGACUAUCUGCAUGCAACUGCGUUCCAGGGCACGCCGCUAGCUCAGCCUGUUAUGGGUACGUCUGAAAAUUUGGAUAAAUUUGAUGAGGUAAUGAUAAAUAACUUCAUGUGUGAGCAAUACCAACCUUACAGAAUCGUGUUGGCUACUUCGGGACGAGUAUGCCACGAUAAAAUAAUUCAGUUUGCAGAGCCACGGUUUGGAGGCAUACCGCCACAGCCAUGCCGUGAGCCGGAGCCAGGACCAAAUAGGUACACGGGGUCGCAAGUAGUAUAUCGUGACGAUUCUAUGCCUUUCUGUUAUGCAGCAAUCGCAUUCGAAGCGCCAGGCUACUUUAGCCCGCAAUACCUCAGUAUGCUGUUGCUGACACAAAUAGUAGGUUCGUGGGACAGGAGCCAGAGCCGUGGCGAAAACCACGCGGCGCUAGUUGCGCGCGCGGCCUCAUGCGCCAACCUGUGCGAGAGGUAUGACACAUUCUACAUCCCAUACCGAGACAUUGGCCUGUGGGGCAUCUACUUUGUCGCUGACAAGUGGAAGUUGGAUGAAGUGGUGUCUUAUAUUCAGGACCAAUGGCUGCAGUUGUGUACUAUGGCACGAAGUACCGAUCUCGAAAGAGGUUUAAAUGCCCUGCGGUUAAUGUUGGCACGGCAGUAUGGGAGUGUCGUGAGCUCGUCACAUGAUAUAGGGAAGCAGAUGCUGUACACUAACGGCCGCAAGUCCAUCGACCACCUGCUUCAGAACUUAAAUCAGAUCAAAGUGAGCAAUAUUCGCAACUUGGCAACGCAAAUCAUGUAUGAUAAGUGCCCGGUAGUGGCCGUCGUUGGACCGUCAGAGACGAUGCCCGACUACAACAGAAUUAGAGCUGGCCAGUGGUGGCUCAGAGUUUAA